AUGGAGGUGAGCACCGAGUCCCCAACUCCUGCCUCACCCUCUGGAGGAGAUGAUCUGUGUGAGACGGAUGUCACAGUGGCUACCCACAGUGCUACACUGCCCAUCUGCCUCUGUGGGCUGGCUGGGAACAGGGAUGUCAUCAGCCUGUUAAGCCACAACUAUGGUGUCUUUGACCUGGCUGUCACUGACUUCCUCUUCCUCCUCUUUGUUGUCCCCUCCACCCUCCUCAUCCUGGUGGAGGACGUAGCCUGCUCUCCUAUCAUGACCCUGCUGUACCUGAGUUUCCUUUUCCACAUGUCAGUGGUCUCCUACUACUGGGGGCUCUUCUGGCUGAUAGCUGGCAGCAAUGUGCAGUAUGUGUACAAGCUCUGCUGGCUCUGCUGCCGUUGGAAGCUACCUGAGCACCUGAGGUGUGUGGUGGCAAGUGUCCAAUACUGGGCCUUCUUUGCUCUCUUUGCUGUCAUUCCUGCAGUGACAUUCCUGUGCCCAUCACAUGGGCAAGAGCGCUGUCGGGCAGCUCUCAUCUCCAUGUAUGUCAUCAUCCUGCCCCUUUUUGUUGCACCCAUGGUCAUUUCCAGCACAGUUGAUUUCAAUAAGGCCAAGUGGGGCUCCCAGCAGAAGCAGCCCAAGAGGCGCGACAUUGUUACCUUCCUCAUUGUGCUCUUCAUGUUCCUCCUCAGCAUCUGGAAUUGCCUGCAGUACCUCGGCUACACCAUUGUGUCCUCCCAGGCUGUUUUCCUGCUCGCCUGCAUCCACAGCACCAUCAAACCCUUCAUCUACUUCCUGGUGGGGAGGUGCUGGAGGCCCUGCUCUGUGGGGUCCCUCCGGCUCUCCCUCCAGAGGGUCUUUGAGGAGACAGACACAUCCCACAGCCAUGAUCCUGCCAUGCACAUAGUGCUCUGA
Messenger RNA from Melospiza georgiana, 903 nucleotides. Its product is annotated as mas-related G-protein coupled receptor member H-like. The record is from RefSeq and is a predicted model, not a curated record. Lineage: Eukaryota; Metazoa; Chordata; Aves; Passeriformes; Passerellidae. Gene Ontology annotation, molecular function: G protein-coupled receptor activity. Gene Ontology annotation, biological process: G protein-coupled receptor signaling pathway. Gene Ontology annotation, cellular component: membrane.